AUGGAUAAUCAGAUAACAGAAUGGGAUCGAACUAUGAAAGAGCUUGCAGCACCAGAUGUGGCUUAUAAGUACUCAUGCAUCACUUAUCCAGAUUUGGCAGGAGAUUUUGAACUCAGAUCAGGACUUAUUCAUCUGCUUCCCAAAUUUCAAGGCUUAUCAGGAGAGGAUCCCAACCGCCAUCUACAUGAAUUCCAUGUGGUUUGUUCAACCAUGAAGCCACAAGGGAUAUCAGAAGAAGACAUUAAGUUGAGGACUUUUCCAUUUUCUUUGACGGGAGCAGCUAAAGACUGGUUAUAUUGCCUUCCAUCUGGAUACAUUACAAGUUGGAUUGAUAUGAAGAGAGCAUUUUUGGAGAAAUUUUUCCUCGCUUCUAGGACUGCAACAAUUAGGAAGAGCAUUUGUGGUAUUCAACAAGUAGUGGGAGAGACUCUUUAUGAUUAUUGGGAGAGAUUCAAGAAGCUGUGUUCGAGUUGUCCACAACAUCAAAUUAGUGACCAGCUCCUUGUUCAAUAUUUUUAUGAGGGUUUACUUCCCAUGGAUAGGAGCAUGAUAGAUGCAGCAGCUAGAGGAGCUUUGGUGAAUAAGACUCCAAAUCAAGUAAGAGAGCUAAUUUCAAAUAUGGCGGAAAACUCACAGCAAUUUGGGAGUAGACCUCUUGGUACUAGAGUGGUUAAUGAAACUCAUUUGGUUUCAACUGAACAACAAGAAAUUAGGAACAAUUUGCAAGAAUUGACUUCUCUAGUAAAGCAGAUGGCGUUGCAAAAUUCGAGUCAUGUUUCCAAUUUUCCUUUACCAAUGAUGAAGUUGUGUGGAAUUUGUUCAAGCCAAGAUCACUCUUCGGAUCAUUGUCCUAAUCUACAUCAAGAUGAAUCAGUUGCGGCCAUUUCAAGACCUCAAUUUCAGCAACACAAAUAUGAUCCCAACUCUUCAACUUACAAUCCGGGAUGGAGGGAUCAUCCUAAUUUGAGGUAUGGGAAUGCAUUUUUCAGCAACAACCACAAGCGCAGACUCAUUAGCCAUAUUAUCAGCAUCAACAGAAUCAACAUUAUUACCAGAAUCAUCCAACAGGACAUUCUCAGCAAUUUCAGCAAUAUCAGCAGCCUCAAUUUUAGCAAAACUUUAGCCAAAAUCAGCAAUUUCAACCAUACCAGAAUUUCCAGCAGCCUAGUAAUGCAGAUCAGCACCAAUCUCAGCUUGCACUGCCUUCUUCUAUAA
Messenger RNA from Zingiber officinale, 1215 nucleotides. RefSeq lists its product as uncharacterized. The transcript has a single exon. The record is from RefSeq and is a predicted model, not a curated record. Bases 1 to 1215 code for a protein of 404 amino acids. NCBI's taxonomy places the organism in Eukaryota, Viridiplantae, Streptophyta, Magnoliopsida, Zingiberales, Zingiberaceae.